GUUCGGACGGUUCGCUGGGUGAGCUGCACGUAAACUCACCUGUCAGACUUGUUACCUUGUCAGAACGGGAUGAGCGCUGGACAGGUGUCUGAGGGCGCGGGCUGCGUCACCUGGUGGGGCUUCAGUCCUGCGCGCGACCUGCUGAGUGCAGGCCCUGUGAGACUAGAAGGGGACUUCAAUGUUUUACUGGUUGGCAGUGGAGAUCCGCGACAUAUUUUGAAGACCAUUUCUGGUUUGCAGAACCAAGACAACCUUCAUGUGUGGGUGAUAGAAAGUUCCAUGGAGGUGGUGGCUAGACAGCUGCUGCUCCUCUACCUGGCACUGAUGCCAAAAGAAAGCAUGGGAAUUAAUGAGAAGACGGAGGUUUUCUUGGAAGUGUUUGGGAACGGUGAGAUCCGCAGUCAGACAGAAGAGACACUGAGACGUGCAGCAUCAGAGCUCACUCUGUCUGUUACUGAAACACUGGAGACUGCAGCUGCACACCCUUGUCUGAACACAACUCUUCUCAAGUUCAAGGAGCGAGAUGAGCUGGCCCGGAUAUUCAAGUUGUGGAUCCAGCCUCGGCCUUCAUCAUCCUCAUCUGAGUGUGCUGCCCCUAUUUUAAUGUCCAAAGUUUGGGAUUAUCGGGUCCGGCAGCACCUUGGGACACGCUACGACUCCAAGAAGAACUGCUUCGACUGGGACCUCACGAUGAAACUGCAGGAGAAAGGGUGUGGUGUCAUCAACAAACAACAAUAUGCACAAUGGAGGGAACGGGGUUUGGCGUUCGAAAUGAGGGAAGGUGUCUACCAAAUAACCAAUCCAAGUUUGCUCUCUUCAAGAGUGUUCCGCCGGAACGGGGAAAAAGUGUCUUACAGGGGCUACUGGGGUGACAUUGUUUCCAGUCCUUAUCUUUCCUUUGGCAUUGAAACUGAAGAUAAGAGCCUGCUGAGGACACAGAACGGGCAACACAUCAAGACAGCCCAGGAUAUCUCUUUUGCAAAUGUAAAGGAAUUGUUCCAGUCCCUGUCCAGUAGACGGGGCUGCCCAACCACCUCCCAGUCAGACGCAAAAGCAGAGGAGCCGUCCCCCGAGGCUGACCAGAAAUCUGUCACCAUUAACGAGUUGAUGCAUCUGAAUAGGAUCUCUGUGACAUUCCUGCCAUCGGACUCACUUUACAAACUGCCAGAAAAACACAAAUAUUCCCACUUCUUUAACACCAUCUACUUCUCUGCCAGCUGCGUGCACCAGUUGGGCCCGACAAUGAGACAGAUUGCAACACCAGACGCUGUGCUUGUCGUGGAGUUGGCCAAGUACAUUUUGGAUCUGACCAAAGAGCAAGUAGCCGGCUUUGCAGAGACAGUGGUGAGCAUCGCUCUGGAGGCUGAAUUCGAGCCGUGGUGUGAUGGGAAGAGUGAUGACGCCCAUGCUGUUUUCAUACCGCAGAGGAAGUAAAGGUGGCUAAUUUAUUCUGCUCCCAUUGUCAGCAGAUUUCCCUUCACAAUAUGCAACAGUCAAGGUGAUAUUGCCUCACAUCACAUUUCCAGAUCUUAUGCAGACAGAAUUUAUUUUGCCUUCAUAAGGACGUUAACCAACCAAUAAGUAGCAACUGUGAGUGGCCUACUAUAGUAGUUCAUUGUUUGUUGUAGCUGAUAACAUUUCCAUGUUUGGAUUUUUUAAGAGUAAUAAAACAAUUUCAUUUACAAUUCAAAAGACACGGCAAGAAAAUAUCCAUUUUAUGUAUCGGUGUAUUUUGAUAAAUACAUAUGCAAUUGCAAGUGGAUGUAUUUUAAUAAAAGCCACACAAAAAUCUCUAAUCUUGUCCAGAAACUAUCGAACUGUCUUCUUGUUUCAUUGAGCCUCCUUUGUGAGUUCACUUCCAGCGUCCUCCGACCUUCCCCUUACCAUGGACCUUUUUGCUGCAUUGAGACAAGAAAAAAUAUAAAGUAGAUUAUGAAAAGUGGUAGAGAGCACAGAAAUGACCAGCAAGUGUGACUGAUUGUAGAUGGAUAUCACUUUAUUUUUCAUAUCUUAGAUGUGUGUAUCCUGUGAA
Anoplopoma fimbria (sablefish) is the source of this 2032-nucleotide messenger RNA. Its product is annotated as dynein axonemal assembly factor 3-like. Lineage: Eukaryota; Metazoa; Chordata; Actinopteri; Perciformes; Anoplopomatidae. Gene Ontology annotation, biological process: axonemal dynein complex assembly; motile cilium assembly. The record is from RefSeq and is a predicted model, not a curated record. The coding region runs from base 70 to 1434 and encodes 454 amino acids. The transcript has 12 exons.